AUGAUGAUAUCACCUUGUGCCUGCCAGGAGUUCCUGCAUUUAAGGAACGCGUCUCUUCUCUCGGUGACACUUCAGUCCGAGCAGAGUUUCCUCUACGAGCAGAAAAACCGUAAAGGAAGGAAGGAGGUCAUGUUCCGGAUCCUCAGUCGCCACGGUAACCGCGGGCCGGCCCCCCUGCGGGCGGCGAGCCGCCGCGGGCUCCAGCGCGCCGUCGUGGCCAUCCGGCGCGAGGACGUGAACCCCUGGGAGCGCCGGGCGCCGCUCGCCCCCCGACACGUCCGCGAACUCACCCACAACGGGGUCAAAGUGCUGCUGCAGCCCUCCAACCGCAGGGCCAUCCACGAGAAGUAUUACAUGAAAGCUGGGGCUAUUGUUCAGGAGGACAUUUCAGAAGCUUCUCUGAUAAUUGGAGUGAAAAGGCCUCCGGAGGAAAAAGUCAUUCCCAGGAAGACGUACGCGUUCUUUUCUCACACCAUCAAAGCUCAGGAGGCCAACAUGGGGCUCCUGGAGGAUCUUCUCAAGAAGGAAGUUCGUCUCAUCGACUAUGAGAAGAUGGUGGACGCUAACGGUUUUCGGAUCGUAGCCUUCGGUCAGUGGGCCGGAGUCGCAGGAAUGAUAAACAUUCUUCAUGGACUAGGUCUUCGUUUCUUGGCACUUGGCCAUCACACUCCCUUUAUGCACAUCGGCAUGGCCCACAACUACCGGAACGUCAGCCAGGCGGUGCAGGCAGUGAGGGAUUGUGGGUACGAGAUCUCCAUGGGCCUCAUGCCAAAAUCCAUCGGCCCGGUCACGUUCUGCUUCACUGGAACCGGAAAUGUCUCCAAGGGAGCCCAAGACAUAAUCAACGAGCUUCCUGUUGAUUACGUUGAACCUCACGAGCUGAAGGACGUCUCUGAAACGGGAGCCUAA
Molecule: messenger RNA, 909 nt
Organism: Menidia menidia (Atlantic silverside)
Lineage: Eukaryota; Metazoa; Chordata; Actinopteri; Atheriniformes; Atherinopsidae
Source: the annotation of a GenBank genome assembly